AUGCAUGAGAGAACUGUGUUCGACAAACGUACGCUGGACAGAUUCUCCGACAUACUCUGCACAAUCUGCGGCGACCAGCAGACGCGCCAAGUACUUGCUGCCUCCUUCUUGUACUGCUUUCUUUCCUUUCUUCUUCAGCUUGAAUUUCUUCCAUUUUUCUUGGCCAAAAAAAUUGAGAAAACAUGGUCCGUAUGUUGGCAUAAAACCCUUGUUGCCUGGUUCGUAGAUGAGUCUCAUGGGAAUUGAGGCCUGUCCAAGGCAACGACGAGUACGUCCUUUGCUCAUAUAUAAGUGGAAUAUAAUCUUGGAAAUAACAGUGGGCCAUAGCAUUGGUAUGAGAAGAUCCUGAUUGAAGUUGACAAUAUCUUCCGCAUCCAGGCCCUCUUCAUUUUCUGCCAUCUCCUCAGCGGUGCUAUCGGCUGUUUCAUCACCAAAUGUAACCCGAAUUGAGAAUUUGAGUGGCUUGCCCUUGUUGUUCGCAACUUCUUCGGUUAUUUCAUCAGCGAGCUGAUGAAGCCGAAAGAGUCUCACUCUAAGUGACAUUUCUUCCACUUGCGCUCCACUCCAUAUUUCUUCACUGUCAAGAUCAUCGUUCAUUCGUGGUGGAGAUUCCGUCGUAGAGAAUACAGCUAUAGAAAGCUUGAGAAAACCGCAGUUUUCAUGUACACCCUCCUCGUCUUCUUCGUCGAAUGGCAUUGAGAGGGCAACCCAUUUUGAAAUAAUGGCUUUACCAGGCGUAUGAACGAUGGCCGCCAUUGGGCAACAGAAUACGCCUUUGACUUGUUCGGAAAAACGUUUGGCUCGAGUUACUUUAAUGUCAAGAUUUUGUGCAGCAAGAUCCUGUAGGGUAAUAUCUUUGAGCAUGAAGACGAGAUUCUGCUUCCAGCAUGGACUUCCUUGUGCACAGACACGAGUACAUUUCUGUAGGCCUUCCAGAUAGGCCCGUAUGCGCAACGCGCCUGUCUUGAGAUCUCUACCCUCAAUCACUCGUAGAAGUACAUGCCAUGUUCGCGGUUUGUCUGUAUCGGCAAAUGUUUCCAGACCGAACUUUGCUUCUUUCUUUCCGUAGUGAAGAUGAUUAGCGGCAGCGCGAUCCUCUUCUGCCUCUGGUUCGUCGUCUUCUGAAUCCGACUGACCCGCUUGAUCUGUUUCACCGUCUGUUCCUGAGCUUUCCUUGCCUUUGGUUUUCUUCUUCUUUCGUUCUUUGGAUGGUGGAUCUUCACGCUUCUGGCGGGUAUCGUUGAUGUCAUGAUGAGAUUCUUCCACUCCCUUCGCAAGUGGAUCAAAAAAUGCGAUAGCCUUCAGGGCGACGUACUCGAUCUCGUUCAUCUGAAGCUGUCUCAUCGGCGUCGUCAGAUGGUCAACUAUUCGUGCUGCUACUCGAUUUACGUCGGGUACCUUCGGUGUAUCCCUCGGUAGACAGGUUUCAUUUGUCAAGCAGACAGCGUCGUUGAGGUGAAUACUUCGGAAAGCCGCGCACAUCACCAAGUGUUGUGCAGAGAAAUGCCUCAGUAGAGCUAUUUGGGAGCCAAGUGGUAGCCGUUGAAAUUCCUGCAAAUUCUUUGCCCAUUCUACCAUUAGGGUAAGUUGCUGAUUCAUGUGGCUUCGGCGGAAAGAAGUGCAUCCAAGAGAGGAUCGUCAGGAAUUGGACCUGAUCCAUUCGGUCGUAUUCGAUCCCUUUCGCUUUGGACCGCUUCCUUUUUCAUUCCUCGUCGCAUACACUCGUCGAAUCGGCAACUUCGACAUGUGUUUCGCUGA
Molecule: messenger RNA, 1758 nt
Organism: Haemonchus placei
Lineage: Eukaryota; Metazoa; Nematoda; Chromadorea; Rhabditida; Trichostrongylidae
Source: the annotation of a GenBank genome assembly